AUGUCUAAUAGCUUGCUCACUGUUCCUAGUGUUAAAAACACACAAGUAGAUCUUGAUAGACUUACAAAUGAAAUCAAGAAAGUUUGUAAAGAGAGACACCUUCUUGAUUCUAAAGUAUGGUUAGAAAAAGUUCUCCAACUUUAUCAAGUCCAAGUCAUACAUCAUGGUCUUAUGAUGAUUGGGCCAUCCGGUUCUGGAAAAUCAAUGGCAUGGAAAGUAUUGUUUCAAGCUUUAGAACGUGUUGAAGGAUGCAAAAAUGUUACUUACAUUAUUGAUCCUAAAGCUAUGUCUAAAGAUGCACUUUAUGGCAAUUUAGAUCAAAAAACUAAUGAAUGGAAAGAUGGUUUAUUCACUCAUAUUUUGCGUAAUAUUAUUAAACAUGUUUGUGACAAAAUUUUCAAAAGACAUUGGAUUAUAUUUGAUGGCGACAUUGAUCCAGAAUGGGUUGAAAAUUUUCGUUGUGGUACUGUGUGGUUCUCAUCGGAAGUAGUUACUCUUGAAAUGAUAUAUUAUAAUUAUUUGGAAAAAUUAAAAUACAUUCCUUUGGAUGAUGACAAGGAAGAAGUAUCUUCUAUUUGUAAAGUUGAGAGUAGAGAAAAGUCAGUCUCAUCGCAUCUCAGCAUACAAUACGCAAUCUCUAACAUUCUUAGUAAGCAUAUGACUAAAGAUGGAUUAGUUACAAGAACUCUUAUACAAGCUGAAAAAUUCGAUCAUGUUAUGGACUUUACUUAUAUGCGGGUGCUUAAUACAUUAUUUUCAUUACUAAACAAAACUGUUUGUAAUGUAAUUGAAUAUCACAUACAACAUCCUAAUUUUCCAAUGACAGCAGAACAUUUAGAGAAAUAUGUGACAAAACGACUAAUUCUUUGUGCUAUUUGGAGCUUCUCUGGAGAUGCUAAAUUUGAUAAUCGUGUUGAGUUAUGCAAAUUUGUUUGUGGAAUAACUUCAGUCGAUUUACCUCAUGUAUCAACGAGUUCAAUCUUAAUUGAUUAUGAUGUUCAAAUCAAUAAUGGUGAAUGGAUAUUAUGGGCUGACAAAGUCCCAACCAUUAAAAUUGAAUCUUUUAACUUAUCAAUGAUCAUUCCUACAGUUGAUACCAUCCGUUACCAAGACAUAUUAUGCUCUUGGCUUUCAGAAUACAAACCUCUUUUAUUAUGUGGCCUACCUGGAUCUGGAAAAAAAUUGAUUUUAUUUAGUGCCAUUAAACAAUUGCCAAAUAUGAAGGCCGUCAGUCUUAAUUUUUCUACCGUUACUACACCCAAAUCGAUUUUAGAAAUAUUCAAUCAAUAUUGUGAAUAUCAUAAGACUCCAAAUGGUGUUAUUUUGUCACCAAUUGCCAUUGGGUACAGACUUGUAAUAAUUUGUAAUGAAAUCAAUCUUUCUGUAACCGAUCAGUAUGGUACUCAAAGUGUAAUCUCUUUCUUGAGGCAAUUGAUUGAAUGUGGUGGUUAUUGGAGAAUGUCAGAUAAAGCAUGGGUUAAGUUAGAACGAAUACAAUUUGUUGGAAUUUGUAAUCCUCCAACUGACCCUUACCGUGCGCCGUUAUCUCACAGAUACCUUCGUAAUACCCCUUUAAUUAUGAUGGAUUGUCCUGAUGAAAUUUCACUUGAUCAGAUUUAUGGGACCUUUACUCGUACCAUGUUAAAAGUUGCUCCUUCACUUAAAGAAUAUGCUAAACCAUUGGCAGCUUCGAUGGUUGAAUUUUAUUUAAUGAUUAAAAAACGGUUUACUCCAGAUAUUCAAUCCCAUUAUAUUUACUCUACCCGUGAAUUGACUAAAUGGAUGAGAGGUAUAUUCGAAUCAAUUAAACCUAUGAAAGUUCUUAAUGUUGAAGGUUUGAUACGUAUUUGGGCGCAUGAAGCUUUGCGAUUAUUCCAAGACCGUCUUGUCACUGAUGAGGAAAGGAAAUGGGUAGACGAAAAAAUUGAUCACAUUGCUAUAAACCAUUUUCCAAACUUGAACAAAUCUGAAGCUUUGCGUCGUCCAAUUUUAUUCUCUAGCUGGCUAUCCAAAAGUUAUAUCUCUGUUGAAUACGAAGACUUACAUGAUUAUGUUAAAGCUCGUCUCAAAAUCUUUAAUAAAGAAUUAGACGCCUCAUUAGUUUUGUUUGAUGAUUUCAUGGAUCAUAUUCUCCACAUUGAUCAUGUAUUUAAACAAAUGCAAGGGCACUUACUUUUAAUUGGUGUAAGUGGGUCUGGCAAGACUACUUUGUCUAGAUUUGUCGCUUGGAUGAAUGGAUUAAGUGUUUUCCAAAUUAAUGCGCAUAACAAGUAUACUAGAGAUGAUUUUGAUAAUGAUUUAAGAACAGUCUUAAAAAGGACUGGUUGUAAAGGGGAAAAAAUUUGUUUUAUAAUAAAUGAAUCAAACAUGUCAUGUUCAAGUUUUUUAGAGCGUAUGAAUACGCUCCUUGUUAAUGCUGAAGUUCCUGGAUUAUUUGAAGGUGAUGAGUAUAAUGCUUUAAUAACAAGUUGUAAAGAGGGUUCCCAAAGGGAUGGAUUAAUGAUAGAUUCUUCAGAAGAAUUAUAUAAAUGGUUCACACUUCAAGUAAUAAAAAAUUUACAUAUUAUAUUUACAAUAAGUCCUCCUGAAGAUGGUCUCGCUUCUCGUGUAGCAAAAUUUCCCGUUCUUUUCAAUUGUUGUGCUUUAAAUUGGUUUGGCGAUUGGUCUGAUCAAACACUCUUUCAAGUAGGCAUGGAACUCACCCAAAAUUUGGACUUGGACCAUCAAGCAUAUUCAGCUCCUAGCAAUUUCCCUAUUAUGUAUAGACAAUUUCCUUUGCCGCUUUCAUAUCGUUCUGCCGUUAUGAAUGCAUUCAAUUUCGUCCAUAAGUCCCUUUAUGAAAUUAAUGUAAAAUUAAACAAACGUCAAGGUCGUUAUAAUUAUGUAACCCCGUGUCAUUAUUUGGACUUUAUCACCCAUUAUGUACGAUUAUUCAGUGAGAAACGUAAAAAACUUGAGAAACAGCAACGUCAUUUAAACAUUGGAUUAAAUAAAUUAAAAAUACUUAUUACUACAAUUAAUAAUCUUCGUAACGAUAUAAAAAUAAAGUGUAAUGAGCUUCAAGAAAAGGACCAUGAGGCUAAUGUUCUAUUCAAGAAAUUGAUUGAAGAUCAAAACGAAGCUGAAAAGCGCAAAAGGGAUUCAGAAGAAAUUUCACUUGCUCUCAAAGUCCAAAUUGAAGCAAUUGAAGAACGUCGAAUAUUUUUAAUGGAUGGAUUGUCCAAUAUUGAAUUGACUAUUGAGGAUGCCAAAAAGAGUGUAAGAGGUAUCACAAAACAACAGCUUAUUGAAAUAC
Molecule: messenger RNA, 3295 nt
Organism: Dentiscutata erythropus
Lineage: Eukaryota; Fungi; Glomeromycota; Glomeromycetes; Diversisporales; Gigasporaceae
Source: the annotation of a GenBank genome assembly